Mucor velutinosus is the source of this 3210-nucleotide messenger RNA. RefSeq lists its product as uncharacterized. Gene Ontology annotation, biological process: ribosomal large subunit export from nucleus; ribosomal small subunit export from nucleus; protein export from nucleus. Gene Ontology annotation, cellular component: nucleus; cytoplasm. The record is from RefSeq and is a predicted model, not a curated record. Bases 1 to 3210 code for a protein of 1069 amino acids. Gene Ontology annotation, molecular function: nuclear export signal receptor activity; small GTPase binding. The transcript has 10 exons. NCBI's taxonomy places the organism in Eukaryota, Fungi, Mucoromycota, Mucoromycetes, Mucorales, Mucoraceae.
AUGACAGAGAGUUUAUUGGAUUUCAGCAAAGAGCUUGAUGUGGGUCUGCUCGACCAAGUAGUGAUGACCUUCUUUACAGGUUCCGGCAAUGAUCAACAAAUGGCUCAGCAGGUAUUGACUCAAUUUCAAGACCAUGAAGAAGCAUGGACUCGCGCCGAUGCUAUCCUAGAGAAAUCAACCGUACCUCAGACAAAAUUUAUAGCUUUGCAAAUCAUGGACAAGUUUAUUCAGACGAGAUGGAACACCUUACAGUCAGAUGGCAGAGAUGCUAUUCGGAAUUUCAUCGUCAAUGUCAUUGUCAAAGUAUCCUCUGGUGAAGCAACGCUACGAAAAGAACGCACAUACAUUAACAAACUCAAUAUGGUGCUUGUCCAAAUAUUGAAGCAGGACUGGCCUCGUAAAUGGCCUUCUUUCAUUCCAGAAAUCGUUGCAUCUAGCAAAUCAAAUUUGACAUUAUGCGAAAACAACAUGGCUAUUCUAAAGCUGCUCAGUGAGGAAAUCUUUGACUAUUCAGCAGAACAGAUGACACAAUUGAAGACAAGCAAUUUGCGGCAGUCGAUCUGCAAUGAGUUUUCAGAAAUCUUCAAAUUAUGCAAAGAGAUUCUCGAAAAAGCGACCAAACCAAGUCUCAUCAAAGCAACACUGGACACACUUUUACGAUUUCUCAGCUGGAUCCCUAUCGGCUACAUAUUUGAAACUGAUUUGCUGACCCUCUUGGAGAAGUUUUUCGAAAUACAAGAUUACCGCAAUUGCACACUGAAAUGCUUGACAGAAAUCGGAAGUCUCGCCGUAGACAGUAAUGAUCAUAGCCACAAGAUUAUCAACUUGUUUACGCGAGUCAUGUCUGCAGUCUACACCAUGAUUCCGCCCAAUACAGAUAUCGCCGCUGUGUAUGAAGACAGUACUGAUGCGGAUCAAGAGUUUGUUCAGAAUCUAGCAUUGUUCCUGACGACUUUUCUGGCUGCUCAUUUGAAAAUCUUGGAACAAGCGCCUGAUAAUGAAUCAAGAGAAGCUCUACUCAAUGCCCACUUUUAUCUCAUCAAGAUAUCUCGUGUGGAAGACCGUGAAAUCUUCAAAAUCUGCCUGGAAUACUGGGCCAAACUUGUGCAAGAAUUGUUUGAAGAAGGGUUUAUGCCACAAGGAUACCAAGUGUCUUCGUGGAAUCAAGAGGCUGUCCAGCUGAGACACAUGAUCUACAAUCAAGUACUAUCUAGCUUACGUGUGGUCAUGAUUGAAAGAAUGGUCAAGCCAGAAGAAGUCCUGAUUGUCGAAAACGAUGAAGGCGAAAUUGUGCGAGAGUUUGUCAAGGAAAGCGACACCAUUGUCCUGUACAAGAGUAUGAAAGAAGUGUUGGUCUAUUUAACCAACUUGGGCGUUGUGGACACUGAAGAAAUUAUGACGCUGAAGCUGCAACGUCAAAUGGAUGGCACAGAGUGGUCCUGGCAGAACCUGAAUCAGCUGUGCUGGGCCAUUGGGUCCAUUUCUGGCGCCAUGACUGAGGAGAUUGAGAAGCGAUUCCUGGUCAAUGUCAUCCGAGACUUGCUGAGCCUGUGUGAAAUGAAGCGCGGCAAGGACAACAAAGCGGUGGUUGCCUCCAACAUCAUGUAUACUGUUGGCCAAUACCCUCGUUUCUUGAAAGCUCACUGGAAAUUCCUCAAGACGGUCAUCUAUAAGCUCUUUGAAUUUAUGCACGAGUCGCACGAAGGUGUACAAGACAUGGCCUGCGACACGUUUAUCAAAAUAUCUCGAGAAUGCAAACGCCAUUUUGUAGCUCGUAGAAGUGGAGAAGAGCGUCCAUUUAUUAUUGAAAUCAUUGAGGAUAUCUCUCGCAUCACAUCUGAUUUAUCUCCUCAGCAAAUUCACACCUUUUAUGAGGCAGUGGGUUACAUGAUUCUGGCCGAGACGGAUAAAACCAAGCAAGAGCAACUGAUACGUAUGUUUAUGCAUAUGCCGAAUAGUGCUUGGGACCAGAUCAUGGACAAUUGCAAACAAAGCACGGAUGUCUUGAACAAUGCCAGCCAAGUAAAAGUGCUAUCACAUGUGCUCAAGACCAAUGUGUCUGCGUGUACCUCAAUAGGACAUGGAUUUAUUAGUCAACUAGGCAGAAUCUACUCUGAUCUAUUGACCUUGUAUCGUGCCGUUGGCGUCAUUGUGUCACAGUCAGUUACUGAACAAGGUGCGGUUGCUGUGAAGACGCCUAAAGUGCGCGGAUUAAGAAGCAUCAAGAAGGAUAUUCUCAGGUUGAUUGACACAUUUAUCCAGCGUGCCAAUGAUUUAACCUUUGUCGAUGAGCAUAUGGUGAGUCCCUUUCUGCAUGCAGUGCUAUCCGAUUACAAAGAUAGUGUUGAUAUUGCUCGAGAUGCAGAAGUGCUGGAUGCAUUAGCCACCAUGGUCAAGAAACUAGGGUCCUUGAUGACACCACGUAUCCUGCUCGUGUUUGAAGCUACGUUUGAGCCCACUCUGAACAUGAUCACGAAGGAUUUCACAGAGUUUCCAGAGAACCGAACUGGAUUCUACAACCUGCUGAGAGCCAUCAAUGCCAAGUGCUUUCCAGCUCUACUGGAGCUCUCGCCUGACCAGUUUAAGCUGUUCAUUGAUAGUAUUGUGUGGGGGUUCAAGCACACAAUGCGUGACAUAGCAGAUGUCAGCUUGGCAACAUGCGAAGAACUACUGCUGAACAUUAGGCAGACCGAUGUUGCUAUAGCUGGGGCGUUCUACCAAUCCUACUAUUUGAGUAUAUUGCAGGACAUCUUUUUUGUACUGACAGAUCGAGAUCACAAGAGCGGCUUCAAAGGACAGACAGAAGUCUUGGCACAGUUAUUCAAUCUCGUUACUAGCAAUCAAAUCAAAGUACCGUUGUAUAAUCCCACUCAAGUGAGUGAUCCCAACAUGACAAAUGCUCAGUUCCUGGUGCAAUAUGUAUCAGCCCUGCUCCAAAAUGCAUUCCCUCAUCUGCAAAGUAAUCAAAUCAAGAUCUUUGUCAUGGCACUGAUGGAAUACAACACGAUGCCGCCUAAACUCAAGUUGGAGGUUCGCGAUUUCCUCAUUCAGCUCAAGGAGUUUGCAGGCGAAAACAGCGAGCUGUAUCUGGAAGAAAAAGAGGCGCAGAUGGAAGAAAAGAGGAGACAAGAAAGAGAAAAGGCAUUGCUCAUUCCUGGUAUGGUUAAGCCCUCUGAAUUGCCUGUCAUGGAAGAAGAUGAGGCACUGUAA